This is a messenger RNA of Penicillium antarcticum, 975 nucleotides long. Its product is annotated as mitochondrial 54S ribosomal protein uL22m. Bases 1 to 975 code for a protein of 324 amino acids. Gene Ontology annotation, biological process: ribosome assembly; translation. The transcript has 2 exons. NCBI's taxonomy places the organism in Eukaryota, Fungi, Ascomycota, Eurotiomycetes, Eurotiales, Aspergillaceae. Gene Ontology annotation, cellular component: mitochondrial large ribosomal subunit; ribosome. Gene Ontology annotation, molecular function: structural constituent of ribosome. The record is from RefSeq and is a predicted model, not a curated record.
AUGGCACUCUAUACUUCAGGGCUGGUCCGGACAGUAGCCCGGACCGGUGUCACCUUCGUGCCCCGACGAACGCUAGCCUCAACCCCCAUUCGUUCCGCAGAUUUCAAUGCCGACAACUCAUCCAGUGGAUGGUGGUCCGGCUUGAAGAACAUGGUCGGUGGUGGCCAGUCCAAAACCAAGGUCACUCAACGACCCUCGGCCCCUAAGAAGGAUGAAGGUUCACUAGGCGCAAGCUCGAUCUUCGGGUCCGACUUCCAACCAUCCAAGGGCCAAAUGCCCUCCAAGGCGCAACAAGGAGCCGGAGAAGCAGUCGACCGCGAUACCAGCCGUGUGCACCGAGGACUCCUGCCCGAUCCUAACGCCCAGCUGCGGUGGGAGAGAAAAAUUGCCGUACGAGAGAUCCGCAAGCGAGGCCGCCUACCAAAGCAAGUCCAGAUCAAGCGCACCGAGCGCGAGCAGCUCUCGAAAUCCCACUUUUUCAAGACCUCAGUGAAGAAGCUGGGUCCUCUGGCCCGACAGAUCGCCGGUAAGAACAUCGACGAGGCCAUCCUGCAGAUGCGUUUCAGCAAGAAGAAGGCAGCCCAGGAUGUAUUGGGACACCUUGAGCACGCCAAGAACCUCGCCAUUGUCCGUUCCGGUAUGGGUCUCGGCGCCGAAAAGGGUUCUAAGCCCCUCACCGUCAUUCUCAAGAGCGGCGAGCGCAAGAAGAUCGAAAAGCCCACCGAUAUCUACAUUCAGCAGGCCUGGGUUAACCGUGGUCCCUACGGACAUGAGAUGGACCACCGUGCCCGUGGUCAGAUCAACAUGAUGCGUCCCCCCACCACAGGCCUCUCUGUUCUGUUGAAGGAGGAGAAGACUCGCAUCCGCGAGUGGGAGGACCGCGAGGCCAAGGCCCAGCGUGCUCGUCGCGACCAGCUCUGGACUCAACUGCCAGACCGCAAGAUCCCCACACAGAACCAGUACUACAGCUGGUAA